Molecule: messenger RNA, 525 nt
Organism: Caenorhabditis remanei
Lineage: Eukaryota; Metazoa; Nematoda; Chromadorea; Rhabditida; Rhabditidae
Exons: 6
Coding region: 1-525 (174 amino acids)
Source: RefSeq, a predicted model, not a curated record
AUGGCCACCACUGUUCGCGUCAAUGAACCGUCACACUACGAACACUGUCGUCCAGUACCAGUGGAAGAGCCGAAGUCAUGUUGGGCGGUCAUUUGUGACGCAUGGAAGAAGACAUAUUCACCAUCCGUCCUCACUCUACUCAUCUUCCUUCUCGCCACCGCUAUCAUCAUCGUCGCCAUGAUAUUCGAUGAUAUCACAAUUCCACGUCUCCUAACUGGAAUCGUCGGUCUACUCGUCUACAUUGUCACUAUUCCCAGUAUUUGGAUGGAUUUCCGUCGUGACUGCGAACCCCAACCGGAUAGAAACCAGGAGCUGCUACUGACUCAAGUAAAGAAGGUGCUUUUUGCGAAAGUUAGGUACCACUCGAUCAUCACCUGGUUGGCUAUCGUCAUGGUCAUCAGUACACCGAUUUGUGACGAUGAUGUUCUGUUUUUCAUGCUUCUAGUCGAUUGUGGUCUGAUGAUUGCAGUGGUUGUUCUCGGAGUGAACACAACUCAAAACGGACCACUUGGUGUUAGAGUUUAG